This is a messenger RNA of Anolis sagrei ordinatus, 1326 nucleotides long. The record is from RefSeq and is a predicted model, not a curated record. Lineage: Eukaryota; Metazoa; Chordata; Lepidosauria; Squamata; Anolidae.
AUGCGUGAUGUCGCCAUUUCAGGUGACAGUCGCAUUGAGGACAAACAACAGGAAAAGCUCAGCCAUGAUCAGGACCUCAAAGGCUCUGAUGGCAUAAACCAGCCCAGAUCUGCCAGCACUUUCCAGUCCUCUUUUCACCUUUUCCCGCUUAUUCUUUUGUCUCGCCAGCAGAGCCCACCGGCAGUGAUCUUUGUCAUCCUCUUUGGUCUGUUCAUGCUGCUCAUCUUCUACAACUCCAACAGUCGGAACGAGGCCUUCCAUUACAACGCUGAGACCGCAAAUCUACCCCUGCCUUCCGAUCUCAGGAAAUGGGGGGUCAAAAGUGGAUACAGGCCUGCCUCGGGGAACAAGACUCUGGACCGCCAUUGCGGGCAAUGCGUGAUCAUCACCAGCUCCAGCCACGUCCUGGGGAGCAAGCUGGGGCCGCUUAUCGACCAAGCUGAAUGUAUCAUCCGCAUGAAUGACGCUCCCACCACGGGCUACGAGGCCGACGUGGGGCGCAGGACCACCUUCCGGGUCGUGGCCCAUUCCAGCCUCUUCCGGGUCCUGCGGAAGCCGCAAGAGUUUGUCAGCAAGACGCCAGAGAACAUCCUCAUCUUCUGGGGGCCGGAGGGCCGGAUGAAGAAGAGCUUGUUCAAGGUCAUCCAGCGGGCCAGCGCAGCUUACCCCAACAUGACCGCCUUCGUCGUGAGCGGCAAUCGCCUGGGGCAGUUUGACCGCUUGUUCAAGAAAGAGACCGGGAAGGACAGAGAGACAUCACGGUCGUGGCUGAGCACCGGCUGGUUCACCAUGUUGAUUUCGAUCGAGCUGUGUGACACGAUCCACGUUUACGGGAUGAUUCCUGCAAACUAUUGCUCCACGCAGAGACCACAUUCGCGCAAGAUGGCCUACCACUACUACGAACCCAAGGGCCCCGAUGAAUGCGUCACCUACAUCCACAACGAGUGGAGCAAGAGGGGAUACCAUCACCGGUUCAUCACCGAGAAGCGGGUCUUCGCCAAGUGGGCGAGCCUUUACAACAUCACCUUCUCCCACCCAUCCUGGAACUAGGAACCCGGAAGGAAACCAAGCGAACGAGACCAUGGGAAAAGGAGAAAGCCACAUAAGUGCCAAAUUGGCUGGGUUCGUGUGGGGCAAUCAAGGGAUGAAUCAAUGGGGAUGCCACGCGAUUCUGCGGAAGGGCACGAGAGCCAGUUCGGAUGGGGAUUCUUGGUUCUGUGAAACCAAGAAUUACAUCUCCCAGAAUCCGCAAGAAGUUGUGGAUAUUGAGGCAGCCUUUGAUAUCAGGAUCAUCUCAUGUUUGGCCCUCCCUCCAGGUGUUUUGGA